Molecule: messenger RNA, 1504 nt
Organism: Ilex paraguariensis (yerba mate)
Lineage: Eukaryota; Viridiplantae; Streptophyta; Magnoliopsida; Aquifoliales; Aquifoliaceae
Source: the annotation of a GenBank genome assembly
AUGCCACUGAUCUAUGUUGAUGUUCUCCAUGUUAACUGCAAGUUAAACCCACACACAACUGUAAUUGCUGCAUCUGAUAUCAUAAAGAAAAAUCUAUACGUUGAAGUCAUUUCAAAUGAUAGUAUUGAUGAUGAAUUUGUCGACCAUGAGGUUUCUAGUGUUAUAGAGGGUUCUUUUGAUGCUGGAUAUUUUCUUUUUGUAAGGUUGGAAAUGUUGGCACUCUUCUUCAGGGUAUUGUUUUUCAACCAGGGCUAUUUACUUCUAUUACAGCAGCAAAUGAUAUUGCUACAUGCAAAGAUCUAUCAAAGAAGAGAACCUUCCAUCUCGAUUUUUAGCUCACAAAAUCAGGGUAGUGGUGUUAGUCCCCAGUCAGAACAAGCUAUCAAACAAUUGGUCCAAUUACAGAACCAAGCAUUUACUCCAGACCAAGUUUCAUUCUCUGUGCUGCAAUCAAGCUCCCCUUCUACAAUUCUUAUGUUAUGGGUCGCUAGCCCAAGGUUGAGAAAGAAAAAAAGAAAAAAAAAUAGCCAAGUGUUUCCUCGGGAGGGAAAACGUAAGCCAUUGCCAAAUCCAGAGUUCGAAAUUGAGAACCAAUCUACCAUUUCACUUGGGAAUCUUAAAAUGGUCGAACAGGACGAGGUGAUGCAGGUAUUUGAAGUGUCAUCUCUGUUAGAAAGAUCUGAGGACGUUGUAGAAGCAGCUAAAGAUGUAAUAUUAGAAUCAAUCUCGUCCCUCAAAACUGCAAUCCGAGAAAACGUUCCCUGAGCCUAACAGAUUGAUUGAAAGUGAGCUGAAAUGCCAAAACCUUGAGCUCCACCAAACAACUAUAGUUGCUAAACCUCAAUUUGUGCCACCAGGACCUCAAUUUGCGGAAAUGGAAAAUAAGUCCAGUGAGUUGGUUCACAAUGAACUGAUAAACCCAAACUUGCGGGCCACCAAACUCAUGCAAUUGCUAAACUUCAAUUUACGCCUCCACAAUUGAUUGGCAAACCAUUGGAUACUCUGAUGGAAAGGAAAAUGUCUCUGAAGAAUGAUAUUGAACAACUUCUACAGUUGCAGCCUGUACCUAAGGUUUUAACGAAGGAUGAAACUUUCGAUGAUGGAAAACUAGUUACAUAUGCUGCUGACAAUACUGGAGUACGUUCCCUCUAAACAUGAGCUUGCUGCUGAAGAAUCUUUUCCCCCGGUAAGGAUUGAUCCCCAAAAAUCUCUACUUCAGCUUGUCCCAUGACUGGCAGAGAAAUUUUUCAGGAUGCUAUUUUCUGCCAACUCAAAUCUUCAUGUCCUUCUUCCCGAUUCCCGAAUAAAUAUUGAGCGUAACAGGUACACUAUGUUAAUAGUAUCAUACAGUGAAUCCGACUUCUUACAUGGAGUAAUUAUCACAUUAUAUGGAUGAGUGGUUAUUAAAAUUUAUGAAGUUCCUUUAUCCAGCCGUUCACUUAUUAGAUAAUUGCACUAGUUGACGCUUUUGAGAUGACAUAACCAUUAUUUUGAAUAUUUUCUC